Labrus bergylta (ballan wrasse) is the source of this 1601-nucleotide messenger RNA. RefSeq names its product apolipoprotein Eb (gene apoeb). Gene Ontology annotation, molecular function: lipid binding. The record is from RefSeq and is a predicted model, not a curated record. Lineage: Eukaryota; Metazoa; Chordata; Actinopteri; Labriformes; Labridae. Gene Ontology annotation, cellular component: extracellular region; intermediate-density lipoprotein particle. Gene Ontology annotation, biological process: regulation of amyloid-beta clearance; lipid transport; lipoprotein catabolic process.
CCCUCAGAUACUGUGUAGAGAGCACGGAGGAAACUCAACCUCACAGGUUUAUCUGUCUGUCCAACAAUCAUGAAGUCUGUAGCUCUGAUCCUUGCUCUCGCGGUCAUCACUGGCUGCAACGCCCGUGCCGUGCCCCAGGCUGAUGCCAUUGAAACCAGAUGGGAAGAGAGUGUGGACCGUUUCUGGCAGUAUGUUUCUGAGCUGAACCAGAAAGCUGAUGGAGUCGUGCAGGAUCUCAAGGCCUCUCACCUCACCAGGGAGCUAGACACUCUAAUCACUGACACCAUGGCAGAGCUGACAACCUACUCUGAUGACAUCAAGGCCAAGCUGAGCCCCUACACUGAUGCCUCCACCGGCCAGAUCACCCAGGACCUGCAGCUCCUGACCAACAAACUCCAGAAGGACAUGCUGGAUGCCAAAGAGCGCAGCACUGAGUACCUGAGUGAGCUCAAGUCCAUGGUGGAAACAAACACAGAAGAUGUCCGAGGCCGCAUCGGCACCUACACCCACAAGCUGAAGAAACGUCUGAACAAGGACACUGAAGAGAUUCGCAACACUGUGGCCACCUACAUGGGCGAGGUCCAGUCCCGCACCUCCCAGAACCUUGAAGUUGUGAGAGGACAUGUUGAGCCCUUCGUCCAGCAGGCCGGUGACUCCGCCACCAAGAAACUGAGUGACAUCUCUACCGUGCUGAAGACCCAGGCUGAGGGUUUGAGCCAGCAGCUCGAGACCCAGGCUGAAGGCCUCAGGACCCAGCUGGAAGCCACUGCCGAGGAACUGCGCACCUCCCUGGGAGGCAAGAUCGAUGAGCUUACCGAGCUGCUCUCCCCCUACGCCACCAAGAUCCGCGAGCAGAUCGAUGGCAUCGUGGACAAGGUCAAGGAGACUGCUGCUUACUAAACAAAGACUGGUGUUUUUAAGGUUUUUGAUCGUUGGUGGUCAGCUGUUAUUUAGCAGUGUGACCACUGAUUUCUUAAUACCUUGAAAAGAAGGAAGGGUGGGAGUUGAGAGAUAAGUUCUUCAUUUAAGUGCUUUAUUGUUCAGUGUAAGAGUGUUGAUAAGAGAGAUUUAAAAAAUGUUUUUCUACUCUUUAUGACUCCCUUAAUCACUGAACAGGAGCACCCCAGUCGGUGACAGCCUUUUAAAACACAAACAGGAGACAAUUAUUUUUAAUAUGCUUGCUUUUCUACUUAAAUUAGCCGUUCUAACUGCAUACGUUUUGUCUUGAGUUCCCUUCAAUUUGUGUGGUUGUUAACAUAACUGCUGAGUUUAAGCCCUAAAGACAGGAAGUCCAGCCCUGUAUCAUCUCUAAAUGCACCAAACACACAUGUCUUUCAUUUCAAUGUAUGCACUGAUUUUAACUUGAGGUGAUACUGAACCACUAAAGAGUCCUUCUGACAUUCAUUUGUUGUACUUCAUUUGGAAGUGGAAUGUAAAGCGACUUGCAAUGCAAAAGUGACAAUCACAAAAUUAUGCUUGUGUGUUCUGCAGUCUAAGAGUGUCCCAUAUGUUUCAAAUGUCAUGUGCCCACCAUGCUGCUCACUGUAAGUGCAUCACCAUGUGCUGAACAGUGCUGAAAGAAUAAAGAACCCAGAAAAUAA